UUCAGGCCUAGGUAGCCUAUGUAGCUAGGUACCUAGCUAGCUGCUAAGAAAAGAUGCAUAUUUGAAAGCGAAGAAGAUUCCAAGCGCUAAGACCUCAAUCCCAAGACUUUAUAUAAAAUCAAAUUGUAUUCUCUACAAAGGUAGAAGAAAAGAUGAGUGAUUGGUAUGGAUCAUUUGGCGGCGGAGGGUCAUCAAGCAGGUCGAGUAACAAUGAGGAAUUUCAAGAAGAGGAUGUUUGGUCCACUUUGAGAGAUCAAGGGGAUAUGGGCUGCAAUAUUACUGAGCGCCCAGACGUAGAAUCGAGGCAGAUCCCAACCGUGGCUAGGAUGAUUCCUAGAGCUGAUCGUGAAAAACAAUUGGAACCUGAUGAGGCCAAAAUGGGUAGGCAAUCAGCCCCUGUUGGCAUUCCUGACUGGUCGAAGAUUUAUGGGAAGAAUAAGGUCGGCAUGGAAGCUCCACCAGAUGGUGAUUAUGGCAAAGAAGAUGAAGAUGAUGAUGAAAACUCACUAAUGACUAUGCCCCCUCAUGAAUGGAUAGCUGUAAAGGAAGCAAAAAGCAAGAAAACUGCUUCCUCUGUUUGUGAAGGUGCUGGAAGGACCCUCAAAGGAAGAGAUCUAAGGAAGGUUAGGCAUGCUGUCCUCUCAAGAACCGGAUUCCUAGAAUUCUAACUCAAUCACGACGGAUCGGUGGAGACUCGUAACUCGGUGGUAAAGCAUAUGAACUCAUGGCGUUAGGGUCAUGGUAAUGAUUGGUGCAUGUUUACAUCUUGGCAGUUUGUUUGUGUUUUUUUUAGUUUUGCUCUUUUGGUAAUUAAUUAAUGAAGAAGAACAGUCUUCCUAUUUUCCUUUUGUGAAUUAAUAUUAACUAGUUUUAAUGGUUCUCGAGUCUCUUAAUUAUAUAUAGAUAUAUAUAAUAAAGCAACCAAUAGAAGUAAUAGCUGACAUGGAAAUGAGUCACACUUACAAUAAUUAGUAAUUUAGUUGAUGAUUUUUUUUU
Molecule: messenger RNA, 996 nt
Organism: Impatiens glandulifera
Lineage: Eukaryota; Viridiplantae; Streptophyta; Magnoliopsida; Ericales; Balsaminaceae
Exons: 2
Coding region: 153-668 (171 amino acids)
Source: RefSeq, a predicted model, not a curated record